CAGAAUCUGACCCACCCCAUCCCCAUCCACCCGGCUCCCGCUGCUGCUGUUCUCUCAAUUCUCCAAAUUGAUACGCCCAACUUCCAGUCAAGAUAUCCACUCUGAGCAAUCUCCAGUUUUGCUCUAACAAUCAGUUGGUUCGCCAUGGAAUUAUUGCAUAAUAUUCGCUGCGUUUCAUCUCCAUUUCGGCCGGUGGCGCUGCUUCCUCGUUCUCGGUUCAUCACUGCCCUUGACACUCGCCGAAAGCUCAAAGGCGCCGCCAAUUUGAGGACUAUUUGCACGGCUUCGAAUUCCGAUACGAUACUGAAGUCGAGCAAAAUUGUAAGCAACAAAGAUGUGGAGUAUGAGGAUUUGAAGUCAUGGAUGGAGAGUAACGGCCUUCCCCCCUGCAAAGUUAUUCUUAAAGAAAGACCUUCUCACGAUUCCAAGCAUCGGGCUAUUCACUAUGUAGCUGCCAGUGAAGAUCUUCAGGAAGGCGAUGUAGUCUUUUGUGUCCCGAAUUCUUUGGUUGUUACACUCGAGAGAGUUUUGGGAAAUGAGACCAUUGCGGAACUUCUAACCACAAACAAAUUAUCGGAAUUGGCCUGCCUAGCUCUCUAUUUAAUGUAUGAGAAGAAACAAGGGAAAAAGUCACUCUGGUAUCCAUAUAUUAGAGAGCUUGAUCGGCAGCGGGGCAGGGGGCAAUUGGCUGUUGAAUCUCCACUUCUAUGGUCAGAGGAGGAAUUGGAUUACCUGACAGGAAGCCCUACAAAAGCUGAGGUUUUGGAGAGGGCCGAAGGAAUCAAGAGGGAGUACAGUGAGCUUGACACUGUCUGGUUCAUGGCUGGAUCACUGUUUCAGCAAUAUCCGUACGAUAUCCCCACAGAGGCCUUCACCUUUGAGAUUUUCAAACAAGCUUUUGUUGCAGUCCAAUCCUGUGUGGUACAUUUGCAGAAAGUCAAUUUGGCUAGAAGAUUUGCACUGGUUCCAUUGGGACCUCCGUUAUUGUCUUACAGAAGCAACUGCAAAGCGAUGUUAACUGCUGUUGAUGGGGCUGUUCAACUUGUCAUUGACCGUCCCUAUAACGCUGGGGAACCUAUUGUUGUCUGGUGUGGACCACAGCCUAAUUCAAAAUUACUAUUGAAUUAUGGUUUUGUGGAUGAAGAUAACCCUUAUGAUCGCAUCCUAGUGGAGGCUUCUUUGAAUACCGAGGAUCCUCAGUAUCAGGAUAAAAGAUUGGCUGCUCAAAGAAAUGGAAAGCUGUCAGUACAAGUUUUUCAGGUAUUUGUGGGAAAGGAAAGAGAGGCUGUGAUGGAUAUGCUCCCUUAUCUGAGAUUGGGAUAUGUUUCUGAUCCUUCAGACAUGCAAUCAGUUUUGUCUUCUCAAGGUCCAAUCUGCUCGGUGAGCCCCUGUGUGGAACGGGCUGUUUUGGACCAACUCGCCGAAUAUUUUAUAGAAAGACUUGGUGCUUAUCCUACAACCCUUGCUGAAGAUGAGAUUUUGCUUGAAGGUCAUAAACUGAAUCCAAAACAACAAGUGGCAACACAGCUUGUAAGGUUGGAGAAGAGGAUAUUAAAAUCAUGUCUGCAGGCAACAGUAGACCUGAUAAACCAGUUACCGGAUCACUCUGUAUCCCCUUGCCCUGCUCCCUAUGCUCCAAUUCUGAAAUGAUUCUUGAGCCACACUGAUGACCCCUGCUGCUAGAGCCUCUAUUGGUUUGGUUAAAACUGUCAAAGCUCAAUGAGGUGUGUAAAGCUGAUAACGUUCUUGCUUUCUAUCUUGCUCAUCUGCCAGACUGGAACACCAUAAGCUCAUCUCAUCUGACCACCUAGCUUCUGUGCAUACAACAGCCCUACACCCCCAGGUUAGUUACUUUCCCACUGUCACAUUGUUGGAUCUAUUAUCGGGCCAUUAGGCAACCAUGUGUGUGUGUAGUUUAAAUCUUUGAUGCCUUGUAACCAGAGUUGCACUGGAAGUGUCCCUUAAGUGAGGUGGUUUCACAUUUUGUGCAUUGAUAUUA
This is a messenger RNA of Andrographis paniculata, 1999 nucleotides long. RefSeq lists its product as uncharacterized. NCBI's taxonomy places the organism in Eukaryota, Viridiplantae, Streptophyta, Magnoliopsida, Lamiales, Acanthaceae. The transcript is spliced from 13 exons. Gene Ontology annotation, molecular function: protein-lysine N-methyltransferase activity. Bases 145 to 1650 code for a protein of 501 amino acids. The record is from RefSeq and is a predicted model, not a curated record. Gene Ontology annotation, cellular component: chloroplast stroma. Gene Ontology annotation, biological process: peptidyl-lysine monomethylation.